AUGCAUAAAUUCUUUGUUUUGGCUGUUAUUGUUGUUGCUGUAGCUGUCAGUGUUGCGUCUGCCGACAGUGAAGAUGCUCAUGCCGAAAUUGUACGCUUAGUCAAUGAUAUUCAAAAGGAUGGCAAAUACAGUUACAACUAUGAAACAUCAAAUGGUAUAACGGUACAGGAAGAGGGCAUAGCUGGACAAGCUGUCAAAGGUGGUUUUGCCUACCAAUCACCAGAACAUGAGUUGAUUCAGGUUUCUUAUACAGCCGAUGCCAGUGGUUUCCAACCGAUUGGCAGUCAUUUGCCAACACCACCACCAAUACCAUUGGCCAUUUUAAAAUCAUUGGAAUAUUCUCGCACUCAUCAUUAUCAACCGGAGUAUUAA
Molecule: messenger RNA, 372 nt
Organism: Musca vetustissima
Lineage: Eukaryota; Metazoa; Arthropoda; Insecta; Diptera; Muscidae
Product: pupal cuticle protein-like
Exons: 2
Coding region: 1-372 (123 amino acids)
Cellular component (GO): chitin-based extracellular matrix
Molecular function (GO): structural constituent of chitin-based larval cuticle
Source: RefSeq, a predicted model, not a curated record